AUGGAGUCUGGAGAGGAUUUCGCUGGCAGCUUUUAUAGCAAUCUCAGAUCGAUCGUCACUUUGACUGAUAAUCUUAGAGAUGCAGGUUUGCAAAAGUAUAUUCGUCUCCCUCGUAUUGUUACACUUGGUAUUCAGAGCAGUGGUAAAAGCUCAGUUCUAGAAUCAAUUGUGGGUUUAAAUUUCUUGCCGAGAAGUGAAGGGAUCUGCACGAGGUGUCCGCUUGAACUGAGACUGGUGCAUACUGAAAAUGAAACAAAACCUUGGGCUGAGUUCGAAGGAGUCCAAGAAAAGUUCACUGAUUUUGGCAAAGUUAAAGAAAUGAUAUUAGCACAGACUGAUAAGAAAGCGGGGAGGAAUAAAGGGAUUGUGGAUGAUCCCAUUAUAUUGACGAUUCAUUCAAGCACUUGUCCUGAUUUAACGCUCAUUGAUUUGCCAGGGAUAACAAGAAUUCCGCUAGCUGGGAGUGACCAUCCUGCAGAUAUUGAAAGAAUCACGAAAGAGAUGUGCUUCAGGUAUAUUUCUGACCCAAGGACUAUCAUUUUAUGUUUGUGCCCUGCAAAUACUGAUUUAAGCACUUCAGAGUCUUUACUGAUGGCAAAGAAGGUGGAUAAGGCUGGUAUCAGGACUAUUGGUGUGAUAACAAAAAUUGAUAUUAUGGACAGAGGGACAAAUGCCAAAAAAAUUCUUCUAGGCGAGGAAAUUCCAUUAAGACUUGGCUAUGUUGGUGUGAAAAAUAGAUCGCAAGAAGACAUUAAUAAUGAGGUUAAAGUAGAAAACGCCUUGCAAGAAGAGAAGCAAUAUUUCGCUUCCCAUCCUGUAUAUUCAACAAUGCCGCAAGGUGUUUUGGGGACUGAAGUUCUUACCCAAAAACUAACUCAUGUGAUGUUUAACCACAUUAAAGGAUUCUUACCAGAAAUAAUGAGAGAAACUAUGUUUAGGAUCAAGGAGUGUGACGACAAACUAAAAGAACUCGGCCCAAGUACCCCUGAAGAGCCAAGAUAUAAAGUUCAGCUUCUUUGGAAUAUGGUUACCGAUUUUUGCGAAAUUUUCAAAAACACCAUUAGAGGAAAAUAUGAUAGAAAAUUAUCAUCACGAAUUACUAAAGAUUUAGCUGGAGGUGCCACAAUUAAAAGUUACUUUAAUUCUUUACUUUCAGAAUUCUCAUCAAAUACUUAUAAAGUGACUGAAUCAUAUACAAACGAAGAUAUUCAGCAUGCAAUGGCUUCUCAUGAAGGAGACACUAUUCCUGGCUUUCCUUCGGUUGACGUGUUCAUUUUCUUACUUCAGCCUCAGCUUGAAAAAUUAAGAGAGCCAGUUCUUGACUGCUUAAUGAAUGUCCAUUCUUACCUUGAUCAGUUAGCUUCUAAGCUGAUAGAAAGAAUUUUCUACAGAUUUCCAGCUUUAUCUACAGAAAUUGCAGAACUCGCCUCUCAUGUUUUAGUAAAAGAGAGAGAAGAAUGCAGAGAAAUCGUAGAAAAAAUGAUCGAUUCUGAAGAAACUUAUGUGUUUACUAAUGAUCUUGAUUACUUAACAUCUAGAACUGAUAUUGUCCCAAAGUCUGAUGGAAGACCAAAAAGUUCAGAAGUAAUGUUUGUAGAUGAAAUAAGGAACAGAAUUGACUGCUAUUUUAGACUUGUGAUUAGAACUGUAAGAGAUAGUGUUCCUAAAGCAAUUGGAACCUUUUUAGUCUCCUCUUUAAAUUGAAACCAAAAAAUCUGCACAAAUUAAAGCAUUAUUUUUUUAUAUAAAUUUUUAUGGUACAAAAAUAUUAAAUUGUUUAUUAAAAUUUAUAUAUUAAACAUUUUUAUUGAUUCAGGUAAAAAUUUUAUGUGUAUAGUAUUCCAAUUACACUCCUUCCUUUAAUAUAGGCUUAUUUCAGAUUUUGGAGCGCAUUCGCCACAUUAAAUUUGGUGCCAAAGCUACUUACACUUAAAUUAUUAUUUUAACUAUAAAAAUUAUAUAUUUAUAAAGGGGGUUGCUUUAUCGAAAAAGCAAAAUUUAUCAAUAUAUUGUUCAAAUUUAAUGGGUAGUUAGUAAGAUCGGUGAUGGACAAAAUGCAGAUGGAAUUAUAUGAAAGAAUUAAUAUGACUGAAACAAUUUUGGCAAAAGUAAGUGAACCUCCUCAUAUAACUGCUGAAAGAAAUAUGCUUAAAGGCCAGUUAGAAACUCUUAGAAAGGCAGAAAAAAUUAUGAAGCAUGAUCCUGCGCUAGCGAUGCAAGCUGAGUCGGUAGAAGACGAAAUCAGAAAGCAAGAAGAAGAAUUAAAGGCUGCUGCAGAAGAAAAGAAGAAAAGGGAUGAAGAAAAAAAGAAAAGAGAAGAAGAUAAGGAAAGAGAUAAGGCAAGAAAAGAAGAAUUAGAUAACCAAGAAAGAAACAGAAAAGCAACCGAAACUUCUCAAAUAAUUGAAGACGUAAAACAGCCAGAACCUCCAAGGGUUGAACCGAAGCAAGCUACUAGCAACUCACUAUUUGGCGAUAUAAAGAAGGCAAAAAGAACAGAAAAAUCGCUAUUUUAA
Messenger RNA from Blepharisma stoltei, 2516 nucleotides. NCBI's taxonomy places the organism in Eukaryota, Ciliophora, Heterotrichea, Heterotrichida, Blepharismidae. The record is from the annotation of a GenBank genome assembly.